Molecule: messenger RNA, 1726 nt
Organism: Camelina sativa (false flax)
Lineage: Eukaryota; Viridiplantae; Streptophyta; Magnoliopsida; Brassicales; Brassicaceae
Source: RefSeq, a predicted model, not a curated record
UCAUGCUCAUUCCAGGUUGAAAGAUGGAUGCUCUCAAGGUUCAGAUUCUACCUGAGCACCAAUCAUCGCCGUCGUCUACGUACACGCUCGCAAAUCCUAAGUCGAACCCCACAAAAUCGUUGAUCAUGCUACUGUUCAUCGCUUCCGUGGCUGUUACGUUAGGGCUACUGUAUGUUUCCAAUUCAAAUUCAGCACUAGUCUCCGGAAGUUUGCUUUGCCCUAGAACUUCGCUCAGGUACAGCGUCGUUAUCGAUGCCGGGAGUUCGGGGACCCGAGUUCAUGUUUUCGCGUACUGGUUUGAUCAGUACGGUGAACCCGUUUUCGAUUUCGGAGAGAAGCAUUACGCUGAUAUGAAGUUGACUCCUGGUUUGUCAGCGUAUGCUGAUAACCCCGAGGGAGCAAGCGUGUUAGUGAAGAAGCUUGUGGAAUUUGCCAAGAAUAGAAUCCCCAAGAGGAAACUGAGGAAGAGUGACAUUAGGUUAAUGGCGACUGCUGGGAUGAGAUUGCUGGAAGUGCCUGUUCAAGAACAGAUUCUUGACGUUACAAGAAGAGUUCUUCGAUCUUCUGGUUUUAUAUUUCGUCACGAAUGGGCUACUGUUAUCUCUGGAUCUGAUGAAGGUAUAUAUGCUUGGGUUAUUGCCAAUCACGCACUUGGUUCGCUUGGAAGUGAUCCGUUGGAAACAACGGGGAUUGUUGAACUCGGCGGGGCUUCUGCACAGGUGACAUUUGUGUCAAGUGAGCAUGUGCCUCCUGAGUUCUCGCGUACGAUAGCCUAUAAAAAUGUUUCAUACACAAUCUACAGUCACAGCUUCCUCCACUAUGGGAAGGAUGCAGCUCUAAAAAGGUUAUUGGAAUCACUUCAAAACUUAGCUGCAAACUCUACAGGGGAUGGAAUAGUUGAUGACCCAUGUACUCCUAAAGGGUACAUCUACGACACAAGUUCACAGAAAUAUUCAUCCGGAUUCUUAGCUGAUGAAAGCAAAUUGAAAGGCUCCCUUCAAGCUGCUGGUAAUUUCUCAAAAUGCCGAUCCGCUACGUUUCAACUUUUACAAGAAGGAAAAGAGAACUGUCUAUAUAAGCAUUGUUCUAUUGGAUCAACAUUCACACCUGAUCUUCAAGGAAGUUUUUUGGCUACAUCAAAUUUCUACUAUACCGCUGAGUUCUUUGAGUUGAGAGAAAAGGGUUGGUUGUCUGAAUUGAUUCCAGCCGGGAAGAAAUAUUGUGGAGAAGAAUGGUCAAAACUGAAAUUGGAGUACCCAACAACCGAAGAAGAAUUUUUGCGUGGGUAUUGCUUCUCAUCGGCAUAUAUUAUCGCAAUGCUUCACGAUAGUCUUGGUAUUGCUCUUGAUGAUGAAAGAAUCAAGUAUGCGAGUAACGCAGGAGAAAAACACAUACCACUAGAUUGGGCAUUAGGCGCUUUUAUCCUAGAUACUGUUACACCCACUUCUUACAAAGGUGGUAAAUCUAGAAAACAUCUUGGCUUUUUAAGUAACGUAGCCAAUUACAAAAUAUGAAAUCAUAUUUUUGUAUUCUACGUUAAAUUGUGUUUGAAAGUUGAAACUAUCAUUUUUUUUCUUUUCAAUGUAAUAAGUUAGCUACGCCCUUUGGUGGGUGUGUAUGAAUAAUUUUCCCCUGCGUGGGAUUGUCUGUUCUCGUUAGUGGGACUGUAUUGUAUGCAGUUUUUGUUGUGUUCUUCUCAAUAUAUAAUAUAUAAUGCUUUGAAACA